Solanum pennellii is the source of this 1205-nucleotide messenger RNA. Its product is annotated as APO protein 4, mitochondrial. The transcript is spliced from 2 exons. The coding region runs from base 41 to 1072 and encodes 343 amino acids. NCBI's taxonomy places the organism in Eukaryota, Viridiplantae, Streptophyta, Magnoliopsida, Solanales, Solanaceae. The record is from RefSeq and is a predicted model, not a curated record. Gene Ontology annotation, molecular function: RNA binding.
UUGGGCCUCUUUCCUCAUACAAGCCCACAUAAGCUAAGGUAUGUCAGUGAAGUCUCUCGUUCUUCUUCUCUCCGAUGUUGAGCUCGGAGCUGCGAUGGCUUUAAGAAAUCGUCAGCUAUGGCAGCAAACGAAGAUGAUUUACAAAGUGACGAUGGAGUAUUAUAGAUUCUUCAGUUCGAAACCGAAAGUAGAUUUGAGGAAGCUAAGGCCAAUGAUUCUGAAAAGGAUUGAGGAUCGGGCGAAAGAUUAUCCAGUAAAAUCCAUGGUUCCUGUUGCUGAAGGCGUCUUUAAGGCUCGAACCAUACUCUACCAUGGAGUUUCCGCAUUAAUGCAACGUUUCCCAACUUGGGCAUGCAAAUACUGUCCAGAAGUAUAUAUUGGUGAGAAUGGUCAUUUGAUACAAACUUGUCACGGUUACCGGCGGCGCGCUAAGAACCAGGCUCAUGAGUGGAUUAGAGGAAGCUUGAAUGAUAUUCUAGUUCCAGUAGAGGCAUUUCAUUUGCGAACUAUGUUUCAGAAUAUAAUCAAUCACCAAGAAAGAUUUGAUUAUGAUCGCAUCCCAGCAGUUGUGGAACUGUGCUUGCAAGCAGGGGCUAUUCCAAGUGAAGAAAUUGUAUGCGGAAGUAGUUUGCCCUCAAGUGUUCCUUUUCAAGCUGACUCUUUGUCUGGCGAUGAUUUGAUGUUGUUGGGAAGAGAAACCUUGAAGGCAUGGGAAGCACUUAGAUCUGGAGUUCAGAGGCUAUUGUUAGUAUAUCCAGCAAAGGUCUGUGAACAUUGCUCAGAAGUUCAUAUAGGGCCUUCUGGACAUAAGGCUCGUCUUUGUGGUGUAUUUAAGUUUGAAAGUUGGCGAGGAAGUCACUUUUGGAAGAAGGCAGAAGUGGAUCAUUUGGUCCCUUCAAAAACCGUGUGGUACCGCCGACCCCAGGAUCCUCCAUUACUUCUGGAUGACGGGCGGAAUUAUUAUGGGCAUGCUCCCGCUGUUGUUGAUCUGUGUACUAAGGCUGGUAUUAUUGCUCCUUCCAAGUACCAUUGCAUGAUGAAACUUGAAGGUCUAUCAGCCCCGUCUCUGUGAAAGGAAUGAUGGGAUCUUUUCCUGCUCUUAUUAAUGCAGUUUAAACAACAACCGCAAGGUGGGUCUAAAUUGGUUAAUUCUUCUGAAGCCAAACUUACUUUUGUUAUUCAGGCAACCCUAAAACUUGGAUAUA